Molecule: messenger RNA, 1700 nt
Organism: Xiphophorus hellerii (green swordtail)
Lineage: Eukaryota; Metazoa; Chordata; Actinopteri; Cyprinodontiformes; Poeciliidae
Product: stonustoxin subunit alpha-like
Exons: 3
Coding region: 514-1116 (200 amino acids)
Molecular function (GO): protein binding
Source: RefSeq, a predicted model, not a curated record
CGCAGACAUUAAAUCCACGUCUGGACCCUGACCGCUCUGGUAGCAACAAUAAAAACAAACAAUAAAAGUUUUAUUAAUUAACUCGCUUAACUUGUAUAUCUCUCAGAAACCAAUUUCAGACAGCUGGAAUGCGAGCGUGGUGAGGCCGAUUUUAUGUUAAAACGACCUGCCAUAAUGUCUGACGUCGCUCCGGAGGAAACUCCUCCCACACCGGCUUGCCGUCACUAAACAAACGGACCCUCUUGGAACCAGGUUCCUGGUUCUGCUGCGACCGGAAGCUCAGAAAACCGGAGACACUGGGCAGGUAAGACCGACACCAGGUGGACACUUCCUGUCUCCGCUGGAGGACAUAAAACAAAUAUCAUUGUUUUAUGAUAUUUUUAGCUUCCAACUUCCUUAAACACGCAGCAUCGGUUUAACUGCGUGUCCUCAGGUGUCCUCCAGAGUUCUGCCUGCAGGUCCAGACCAGCUGAGUGCUUUCAGUGGGUGUUUGUGUCCCCUCAGGGUGGAGACAUGUCCUCAGACCAGGAGCAGCCGCUCACUGCACUGAUCCCAGCGGACCCGUUGGACCCGUUGGACCCGUCGGAUCUCGUCCUGGACCCAGACACUACCAACAGCUGGCUCCUCGUGUCUCCGGACCUGCGCAGGGUGACGGUUUCGGACCGGUACCAGAACUACCCGCAGAACCCGCAGCGGUUCAACGCGGAGCUGCAGGUUCUGAGCCGGGCGGCGCUGACGGGUCGCCAUGGCUUCGAUGUGGAGUGGAUGAGCGCCGACAACCGGGCCGCCGUCGGCGUUGCUCUGGCGUACGGAAGCGUUCCCAGGAAGGGAGCGGGCAGGGCCGCGUUCGGGCGGAACCGGGCGUCCUGGUUCUUCGCAGCAGAGGGAGAUGUUCUGACUGCGUGGCACGGCGGGGAGAAGUGGACCUAUGACGUUCCUGAUGACGGCUAUGAGCGGGUCCGGGUCCGUUUGGACCACGGUGGGGGGGUUCUGUCCUUCUUCCUGCUGACUGAAACCGGGCCGAGUCACGUUCACACCUUCAGAACCGAGUUCACCGAGGCGCUCUAUCCGGGUUUCUGCGCUCGAUCCACCGCCAGCUACGCUGGGUUCUGCUGAGGCCCACCGGGCCAGAACCAGAACCUCCACGGCGUUCAGAGGAACCACCUCAAACCGGGCCAGAACCCCUGAGUGAGCAGAAACCAAGUCUUGUUCCAGUUAGGACCGGACCGGUUCGGUUCUGAACAAUGACCCGAGUUAAGGCGGAUCCAGAUAAGCCCUGAGACCGUCAACAUCAGAACCGCCUUGUUGCUGUUUGUUUCCGGAUGGGGGCGGGGCUUAUUUUCAUCUAAAUUACCGGUUUAUUUAAUGAUUACCAUAAGCAGUUAUAAUAAUUCUGAAUUAUUACGGACCUCUGGUUCCCAGUGGGAAGAUCCAAGACACUGAAGACAGAAGUGGACUCAUCAUCACUCACUAAACUUUAAUGUUUGAGGAGAAACUGCAUUCAACAACCAAUCACAUGGCAGAAUAAAGGCAGGGAUCUCUGGUGACGUCACUCUGUGGCAGUGGGUUCAAAGUUCAUGCAAGACUAAACAUUGUGCACAACUAAAGGUGGAGGGAAGUCAGCAGCCGUCUGCAGACACAAGACGCAUCCAGAGGCUUUCUGUCCAAACCGGGCCGGACGCCUGGCCGGAUGCCGGGCC